Molecule: messenger RNA, 840 nt
Organism: Trypanosoma grayi
Lineage: Eukaryota; Euglenozoa; Kinetoplastea; Trypanosomatida; Trypanosomatidae
Product: putative TRAF3-interacting protein 1-like
Exons: 1
Coding region: 1-840 (279 amino acids)
Biological process (GO): cilium assembly; intraciliary transport; regulation of microtubule cytoskeleton organization
Cellular component (GO): ciliary basal body; centrosome; axoneme
Molecular function (GO): microtubule binding
Source: RefSeq, a predicted model, not a curated record
AUGGGCGACACGGAGGUAGACUUCUGGACGCCGACGAUAGAGGCUUUUGCACCACUGCAGCUCGACGGCCCCGAGCUCACGCCGAAGCUCCUUAAACGGCCACCGUUUCGUUUCAUUGCUGAUAUUGUGACGUCCAUCAAUACCCGCUUCGCCGCAUACGACCAUAUUUUUCGUCCUGAGCAGCUGGACCCUGCCAACAUUGAUAACAAAGAAAAGAAGACUGAGUAUCUUACAACGCUAGUAAAGUACGUUGGUUCCCUCCUUGGGAUUAAGAUCGACGUGAAUGUGAAGAAGAUUCUCUCGGGUAGUGAGCCAGAAAAGACCAACGUUUUCCUCCAGUACUUGGCAAUGGCAGUGGGAUACGCACAACAGGACAAGGCUAAGAGAACCCAGGAGCUGAAGCAGCAGGAGCAGCAGCAACAACAACAACAAGAACAACAACAGCAGGGAACAGCGACUACAGUACCGCCAAUGACUUCGUCGACAACUAUGGAUGCCCCGCGCCAGAAGUCCAUGCCGAGGCGGAUCUCCAACCCAUCAGAGAGGGCGGCAAAAAAAGUGGAAGUUCUGCGUGAGGCGAGCGAGUUUUACAAUAAGAUCAACAGCUACGGCCUCCUCAAACUGGACCAGCCUCAGUCGGUGAAGGAGGUUGGUCAGAGCAUUGUAGAUAUGUUCAGGGGGCUUCAACAGGAGAAGAUGGACAUACAACCAACAUCGUUGCCAGUGGAUGCACUUGAAACGGCUAUCAAAAGGCAGAUAGAGUCUAUUCAGCAGGUCUCUACCUUAGAAGAGGAAAACAAUACGGUAAUAGAAAAGCUUGAGGUGUUGCUUACCUCUUGA